AUGUGUGGUAUUUUCGCUACUUUCAGACACGAAGAUGUCCAGGCUUUCAAGCCUCGGGCUUUGCAGCUAUCCAAGAGAAUCAGACACAGAGGUCCAGACUGGUCCGGUAACAUCAUCAAGAACAGCACCAUCAUGGCCCAUGAGAGAUUGGCCAUUGUCGGUCUUGACUCUGGUGCCCAGCCAAUCACCUCCCCAUGCGGUGACUACAUUCUUUCCGUUAACGGUGAAAUCUACAACCACAUCCAACUGAGAGAGGAGUGUCCAGAAUACCAAUACAAGUCCCUGUCAGACUGUGAGCCUAUCAUCCCAAUGUACUUGAAAUACGACCUCGACGCCCCCAAGCACCUCGACGGUAUGUUCGCCUGGUGUCUAUACGACGCCAAGAAGGACCGUAUCGUCGCCGCAAGAGACCCUAUUGGUAUCACCACGUUGUACAUGGGCCGUUCCUCCAUGUGCCCCAAGACGGUCUUCUUUGCCUCCGAGUUGAAGUGUUUGACCGACGACUGUGACAACAUCAUCGCGUUCCCUCCAGGCCACGUCUACGACUCUGAAACGGACAAGAUCACCAGAUACUACACUCCAAACUGGUUGGACGAAACAAAGAUCCCAUCGACCCCAGUCGACUUGAAACAAAUCAGACAUACUUUGGAAAAAGCCGUCAGAAAAAGACUGAUGGCAGAGGUCCCAUACGGUGUUCUUCUAUCCGGUGGUCUGGACUCCUCCUUGAUUGCCGCCAUCGCCGCAAGAGAGACUGAGAAGGCCAACAAGGAGUUGGACCCAAGGAAAUACGACGAACAAGAGGAGGCAGAGGGACACCAUCUGGCCGGUAUCGACGACGAGGGGAACUUGUUGUCCGCCACAUGGUCCCGCCUACACUCCUUCGCCAUUGGUCUGCCAGGUGCUCCAGACUUGGUUGCCGCAAGAAAGGUCGCCAAGUUCAUUGGCUCCAUCCAUCACGAACACACGUUCACCCUACAAGAGGGUCUGGACGCCCUAGACGAUGUCAUCUACCACUUGGAGACCUACGACGUCACGACGAUCAGGGCAUCGACACCUAUGUUCCUGCUUUCCAGAAAGAUCAAGGCACAAGGUGUCAAGAUGGUUUUGUCUGGUGAAGGUUCCGAUGAAAUCUUCGGUGGGUACUUGUACUUCGCACAGGCUCCAUCUGCUGCUGAGUUCCACACCGAGUCGGUCAAGAGAGUCAAGAACUUGCAUUUGUCUGACUGUCUAAGAGCCAACAAGUCGACGAUGGCGUGGGGGCUAGAGGCCCGUGUCCCAUUCUUGGACAAGGAGUUCCUAGACUUGUGUAUGAACAUCGAUCCAAAGGACAAAUUGAUCAACCAGAAGGAGGGCCGUAUCGAAAAGUACAUCUUGAGAAAGGCCUUCGACACUUGCGACGAACCAGAUGUCAAGCCAUACUUGCCUGAAGAGAUCCUUUGGAGACAAAAGGAACAAUUCUCCGAUGGUGUCGGCUACUCCUGGAUUGAUGGGUUGAAGGACACCGCCGAGACAGUGAUCAGCGACGAAAUGUUCGCUGCUCCUAAGGCCCACUGGGGUAUCGACGUUCCAACGACCAAGGAGGCGUUCUGGUACAGACUGAAGUUCGAUGCGUUAUUCCCACAACCAACCGCUGCUGAAACCGUCAUGAGAUGGAUUCCAAAGGCCGACUGGGGUUGUGCCGAGGACCCAUCUGGGAGAUUCGCCAAGAUCCACGAACAACACGUCGAGGACGCCUAA
Molecule: messenger RNA, 1737 nt
Organism: Huiozyma naganishii CBS 8797
Lineage: Eukaryota; Fungi; Ascomycota; Saccharomycetes; Saccharomycetales; Saccharomycetaceae
Gene: ASN1
Product: asparagine synthase (glutamine-hydrolyzing) 1
Exons: 1
Coding region: 1-1737 (578 amino acids)
Cellular component (GO): cytosol
Molecular function (GO): asparagine synthase (glutamine-hydrolyzing) activity
Source: RefSeq, a predicted model, not a curated record